Molecule: messenger RNA, 3589 nt
Organism: Phymastichus coffea
Lineage: Eukaryota; Metazoa; Arthropoda; Insecta; Hymenoptera; Eulophidae
Gene: Son
Product: protein Son
Exons: 14
Coding region: 570-3221 (883 amino acids)
Biological process (GO): regulation of cell cycle; regulation of mRNA splicing, via spliceosome
Molecular function (GO): RNA binding
Source: RefSeq, a predicted model, not a curated record
AAAAAAGAGGAACCAGGGCAAUAUAUAACACGUAUCUACUGUCGCUCACGUUCCACACCACAAAUUUCUUUUAGUGUACGAGAUUUUAUUGAGCUGAUCGCAACCAUAAAUUAAGAGAAUUAUCUCUGAUUAGGAUCUUUUCCAUGAAUGUAUUUACUCCUAAUGUGGGGUCCCUUCAGGUCGAAGACUCGCUCUGUCUCAGCAUCGCCUGUUGAUAUUAACCCGGCAGAAAGAUAUUCAAAUAGCAGAAUUCGUAAUGACUACAAUUUAUGUACUCGAUACGUUGAAUAAGCUCUAUAAUGAUUAUAAUUAAAUUUUCUGCAAGGAAAGAUACCUUAUCGACUAGCUUAGUAAAAUAAGUGUUGCCAUCUAUUGCUCAUGAAAUGAAAUGAGUCAUCUCUCACCACUCUCACCAGCGCAAGCAGCAGAUGCCCAGCUGGAUAGGUGGAUUAUAUAACUAUAUUAUUCUAGUUUUAUUAUGGUUAUGAAGAUCAACAAUAUUAUUAAUCAUUAUUUAUAGCAGUAUAAAAUUUUGAAAUAAAGACGGGUAGAGAUUAUUUUCGUUUGACAUGGGUGAUUUGUUUGAUUUGGCGAACCUAAUAACAACGGUAGGCGUGGACGCAGUAAAGAUCAAACCGGAGCCCGGGCUCCCAGAAAAGUCAUCCAACGAGAUAUUAACUGAACUUUUCAGCACUUUUGACGUACCCGACGAUGACGAAUCAGAAAAUUCUCGGAGCAGCAAGGAAGUUGAACAAAAGAACGGCACUGACGUCGAACAGAUGGAUAAAACGAAAGUAAAGGUAAAAGUUGAGAAAGACAACGAGCCGGGUUCAAGUAAGAAGAAGAAAUCUAAGAAAAAGCACAAACACAAAAAUGACAAUAAAGAUAAAGAGAAAAAACACAAGCACAAGAAAAACUCAAAACAUGAUUCUUCUGACAGUGUCAGCGAUGCUGAGAAUGGAGGCUCUAAGAGAAAAAAGAAAAAAAAGAAGUCAAAACGUAAACAUGAAUCUGAUUCCUCCAAAAUCUUAGAAAAUGAAGAAUCAAGCUCAAAGCGCAGAAAGUUGGAUAAAGAAAAUAAAAACCAAUCAUCAAAGAAUGAUGAAAAUUCAAAGAAACAAGAGGAAACCUCAAAUGCUGUGAAAAUAAAGCAAGAGAAAAUUGAUAACAAACAUGUACCAGAAAUCUCAAAUAAAAAAGACGCUAGUCCUGUUAUAUCUUCCAUAUCUAAAAGAUUAGACGAUGAUGCAGAAGCUCCUGAAGUACCAAAGUUACUAGAAAAAACCAAAAAUUCUACAAUUUGCAAAAUUCAAAUAAAAGAUCUUAAAAACAGUGAAGUGUACAACAACACUAUAAAAGAAGUAGAAAACAAAAUAAAGAAAAAAGUGGAACGUAUGGAAGAUGGUGAAAUAACCGACAGUGAAGACGAAAAUCUAACUCCAUCCUUAAGUCCUACACCUCCAUUAGGAAGCAGUCAUUCUGGAAUAAAUAGUUUACGUUCCGAUAAGAAACGACGUUCAAAAAGUCCAUCUUCUCGAAGCACAAAAAAGAGUGAUUUAAGAAAUACACUUAAAAAAAAAGACAAGAAAAAACACGUCAGUAGCAGUAGAUCUAGCUCUAAAAGUAAUUUUAAAGAUGGUAAAAAAAGGCGUAGAAGUAGAGAUAAAGAUAGAAGUAACAGCUGUCACACUAGAGACAAAAGAACGCGAAGUCGAAGCGCUGAUAGAAAAAGAUAUUGUAGAGAAAGAAGUCGAGAAAGGCGAAACAGGAAAAGAAAUACCGAUAGAGAGCGAGAUCGAGAGGAUAGAUACAGUCGAAGUGAAGAUAGAAAUAGAAGACGAGGACGUAGUAGGAGUAAAGAAAGGAAAGAACGUAUUGAAAUAGACAAAAAGAAACUUUUAGAAAUAGCUCGACGAAAUGCAAUUAAUAUGAUAAAGAAAGGUAAAUUGCCAUUAGCUCAACAAGAUAAAGCUAUUGCAGCAAUUCAAGCCGGUGGUAAAAGCAUAGAAGAGUUAACAGACUUCUGUAAAUCUUUGUCAAAGUCUGAAGCAUUGGGAGAACUAUCAAGUGUAUCAUCCGAUGAUGAAAGUAGUACAGAAAAAGGCUUUCAUCAUCCAUUCUUAAUAAAAGAACGUCCAAAUUUAAUAAUUAUGAAUAUUCGAGAUGCUAAACAGUUACCAACAAAAACAUUUUUAGAGAAAACGACUGAAACAACUACCCAAUUACGUUUACAAUUUCCUGUAUCUAGCGGACAACAACACAGAAAAAGUGAAAAAGAAUGGAUUCCAGUGUCACCAAAACCUAAGAAUCAAAAAUCUGAGACUAAGAAAUUAUUUGUUGCUGCAAAAGAAGUUUUCCACACGACACCUCAGGCUAUUGUGACUCCACCAUUGUCUACUCAAGAAGUUCCUAUUGUUCCUGAUACCCCAAUCGCUCCAGUGAUACCCAUGCAAUCUGGAAUUCCAGUUGAUCAAUCUACACAUGUACCUCAACUAGUUUCACCUGAACAGUCCGUUUUUCCUGAACCUUCUGCAGAACAAGUUGAUAUUAGCUCAAUAGUGUCCCAACGAUUGGCUGCUAUGAGAAAAUUAUCUGAAAAUCCAAAUGAUAUACAAGCUCUUAAUCAAAUGUACAAAGCACAAACUGAGAUGAAAACAUGGAUAGAAAGUAAGCAAGUUCCAGGUCAAUUUACUGGUUCUACUGGAGCCAGAGUGCUUACACCAGCUGAAUUAAAUUCAGGGCAUCAAGCUUGGGCCAGAAAGGAUCAAUUACUGUCAGCACAACCAGUCUCUGGGGGUAUGGGAAUGGCGCUGCUACAAAAAAUGGGUUGGAAACCAGGGGAGGGAUUAGGGAAAAAUAAAGAAGGGACAUUGGAACCUUUACAACUGGAGGUCAAACUUGACAAAAGAGGUCUGGUUUCUGAUCAAGAUAUUGUAGCACCUAGAAUGGGAAGAACUUCAAGAUCUUCUGCACCUACAGUUAAAAAUUUAGAUGGUAAACAUCCAGUUUCUUUACUUGGAGAAUACUGUUCUAAACGUAAAUAUGGAGCACCUACAUAUGAAUUAUGCUUUGAAUGUGGACCAGAUCAUAAAAAAAAUUUCUUAUUUAAGGUUAGAGUUAAUGGCAUUGAAUAUAAGCCAGCAGUAGCAAGUCCCAAUAAAAAAUUGGCUAAAGCAGAAGCUGCACAAAUUUGUCUGAGAUCAAUAGGUCUUCUACGAUAAUUGAUUAUAAUUUAUUAAUCAGUUACAGACAUGCUAUUGAUCCAGUAUUUGUUAAACUUUUUGUAAUACUACAAUUACUAUGUAACUUUGAUUAAUCAGAUAUUUGCAAUUUCAUACUGUAUAUGUUUUUUUAUUUUAAUUGACGACAACAAUAUAAAAUAAAACAGUAACUUUAAAAAAGUUACUGUUUUAAAGUAAAAUAAAACAGUAACUUUUUCAAAGUUACUGUUUUAUUUUAUACUGUUAUACCUUUGUAAAUGAAAAUGAAUGGAGCACUUUUAUUAUAUUUGUAGAUAUUGUAAAUAUGUAUGAAUGUUUUCAAGAAUGUUAUUGAAAUUGCUAUUUAAUUAUUUUAAAUAUUUAUAGAU